Messenger RNA from Nyctereutes procyonoides (raccoon dog), 2023 nucleotides. It is a transcript of the gene IRF3, whose product is annotated as interferon regulatory factor 3. The coding region runs from base 1110 to 1955 and encodes 281 amino acids. The transcript is spliced from 5 exons. Gene Ontology annotation, biological process: regulation of transcription by RNA polymerase II; immune system process. NCBI's taxonomy places the organism in Eukaryota, Metazoa, Chordata, Mammalia, Carnivora, Canidae. Gene Ontology annotation, molecular function: RNA polymerase II cis-regulatory region sequence-specific DNA binding; DNA-binding transcription factor activity, RNA polymerase II-specific; protein binding. Gene Ontology annotation, cellular component: nucleus. The record is from RefSeq and is a predicted model, not a curated record.
CACUCCUGGAAAGGAUAAACCUGAUCUGCCCACCUGGAAGAGGAAUUUCCGAUCUGCCCUGAACCGGAAGGAGGAGUUGCGUGUAGCUGAGGACCGGAGCAAAGACCCCCACGACCCACACAAGGAGCUGGGAACUUGCCUGAGUUGGACACCUUUCCAGACACCAAUGGGAGAUACAGUACCUCGGAUACCCAGGCAAGAAUGCACCCCAUCCUUCCUGCCCUCAGGAUGACCCAUCUCCUGUGUCCCCACAGCCUUGUUCAGGUUUCUUCUCCUCCCCCUGGACCAUCACAUCAAAUCCUCCUCCUGAGCCUCCAUCCUAUCCCCUGUGGGCUGUCCACCCACCCAUCUAGAGCUGACCCUGUCCCUCUCCUGCUCAUAGCGAGCCCUUCCAUGGACGCUUCCAGCGUCUCAGGAAAAAAUGCAGAGCUUUCACCAAGGCAUUUAGGGCCCUAAUACACCUUUCUAGGAUUUCACAGUUUCUCUUGCUAUGUAGAGUACCAUCAGCCUCCUGGGAACCCAGAACCACCCUAUCCUUGGUCUUGCUGACGUCCAUGCCAGGACAGGUCCCCUGUGAAAUAGUGUCUAGCCUUCUCUGCCCAGGUCUUGCUUGCCCAGGGCCAGGUCCUUGGGCUGGAACUAGCUGUUCCCCUUGGGCCAACGGUAGCAUCCAUCAUAUACCAGAGCAUAUAUUUUGUCAUCUGUGCCCAUGCUUGUCUACCUACCUCCUAUCCCCCACCUCCAUGCCAGCCCCAACUGGAAGCCCCCCCCCCCCUUUUUUAAAGAUUUUAUUUAUUCAUGAGAGACACAGAGAGACAGACAGAGACCAAGACAAAGGCAGAGGGAGAAGCAGGUUUCAUGCAGGGAGCCAAUGUGGGACUCGAUCCCGGGACUCCAGGGUCACGCCCUGGGCUGAAGGCAGAUGCCAAACCACUGAGCCACCCAGGGAUCCCCCUGGAAGCCCCUUGAGGGCAGAGCUCAGAUCUGACUCGUCUCUGGGUCCCAAGGCCUGGUCCACAUGAAGUCUCCAGAAAAGGCUACGGAAAUGCCCAGAUCCUUUUCUUUUUGCUUCUCUCCAGGAAGACACAUUAGAGGAGUUACUGGGUGACAUGGUCUUGACCCCAUUCCCAGAUGAGGGGCCCUCGAGCCUGGUGGUGGUCCCAGAGCAAACCCCUCCACUCUUGCUGAGCCCCACCAUAGACCUUCCCACUCCCUGCCCAAACUCAGAGCCCCCUGAAAACCCGCUGAAGCGGCUCUUGGUGCCUGAUGAAGAGUGGGAGUUCGAGGUGACUGCCUUCUAUCGGGGCCGCCAAGUCUUCCAGCAGACAGUCUCCUGCCCAAGGGGCCUGCGGCUGGUGGCAGCAGAAGGAGGGGACACGAUGCUGCCUGGACAGCCAAUAAUACUGCCAGACCCCGGAGUGUUGGUAACAGACAAGACCGUGAUGGGCUAUGUGAGGCGUGUACUGAGCUGCUUGGGUGGGGGACUAGCUCUGUGGAGGGCAGGACAGCAGCUCUGGGCACGGAGGCUGGGGCACUGCCACACAUACUGGGCCCUGGGCGAGGAGCUUCUCCCUGACAGCAGUCCCAGGCCCGGCGGCGAGGUCCCCAAGGAUGAAGAUGGAGACCUAUUCGACCUGAGGCCCUUCGUGUCAGAUCUGAUUGCCUUCAUCAAAGGAAGCCGACACUCACCACGCUACACCCUCUGGUUCUGUGUGGGGGAGCCAUGGCCCCAAGACCAGCCGUGGACCAAGAAGCUGGUGAUGCUCAAGGUUGUUCCCACGUGCCUUAGGGCCCUGCUGGAAAUGGCACGGUUAGAGGGCGCUUCCUCCCUGGAGAACACUGUGGACCUGCACAUUUCCAACAGCUACCCACUCACUCUCACCUCGGACCAGUACAAGGCGUACCUCCAGGACCUGGUUGAGGACAUGGAUUUCUGGGUCACUGGGGAGGUCUGACCCCUUCUCACCGGUGCUGCCCUCUUGUGCCUUCACCCUGGCCAAUAAACUGUUUCUUGCCACUGUUA